This is a messenger RNA of Mauremys mutica (yellowpond turtle), 2344 nucleotides long. RefSeq names its product zinc finger CCHC-type containing 10 (gene ZCCHC10). Gene Ontology annotation, molecular function: nucleic acid binding; zinc ion binding. The coding region runs from base 51 to 617 and encodes 188 amino acids. The transcript is spliced from 4 exons. The record is from RefSeq and is a predicted model, not a curated record. NCBI's taxonomy places the organism in Eukaryota, Metazoa, Chordata, Testudines, Geoemydidae.
GCCGGCUUCUCCCCCAAUGGGGAAGGAGGAGGAGGGCGGAAUUGCCCAGCAUGCAGCGCGGUGGCCUGUCGUCGGCUCCCCUCACUUUCCGGUCAGGGGCUAAGAUGGCGACUCCCAUGCACCGACUCAUCGCUCGGCGGCAGGCGGAGGCAAACAAGCAGCAUGUGAGAUGUCAGAAGUGUUUAGAGUUUGGACAUUGGACCUAUGAAUGUACCGGGAAAAGAAAAUAUCUACACAGACCAUCAAGGACAGUGGAAUUAGCGAAAGCUCUGAAAGAAAAAGAAAACAGACUAUUGUUGCAACAAAGAACUGGAGAAAGUACUGCAGAAAGGAAGACCAAGAAAAAAAGGUCUAAGAGCGUCACCAGUUCCAGCAGCAAUAGCAGCAUCAGUUCAGCUAGUGAUUCUUCAUCUGAGAGUGAAGAUUCCUCUACCUCUUCUUCUUCUGAUGACAGCGACAGUGACGAAAGCUCCUCCACUUCCUCAUCCUCCCCAUCUUCAAGUAGUUCUUCCUCUUCCUCAGACUUCGAGUCAGAUUCUAGUUCCUCCAGUAGCAGCAGCACCAGCACAGACAGCAGCUCUGAUGAUGAGCCACCGAAGAAAAAGAAGAAGAAAUAGUGUGGUGCCAUGUGCUAAUACAAUGUAGGACUGGUAUUAGUGAACGAUAAUGUCAUUCUCUAAGGAGGUUUUGGAUACAUUAUUGCCAAACAGCUUAACUGGUUAAAAUUUCUACAGUUUAAAACUUUCUAAGUGUUUUACAUAUUUGGUUAUAGGACAUAAAAAGGUAUUACAUGGCAAGUGAGACUUAUUGAAAGAGUAUUUUUGUGGUUAAUCCUUUAAUGGGAAAUUUUACUUUUUUAGUUUAAAAAUCUGUCAUCAGAUUUGUUUAUAUGACCUAAAGUCCAGUAACCCUAAUGUUUACAUGCCAGAGAGCAAAACCUUCUUGUUUCAGAUUGUGCUGUAUACGUCAUAUACUGACCCUCUGUUUACAGCAGCUUCAUUUAUGUCUUAGAAAAUCCUGUAAACUAGUUAGGGGGGAAGAGGAAUAAGAGCUUCUGACACCAUUGGCUGCAUAGUACUCAAAUAGCAUUACCAUUAUCUGGCUAAACUGAAUGCACAGUAUUGCUCAGAGGGUGACUUCCGUCCCUUUGCUGAGAAAUAUAUUAUACUUUGUUGCUCAGCUUUUCUCAAAUGGCUUUUCCUGAGAUUUCCAGGUCAAAGAUUAAUUGCAACAUAAAACCUUUAUUAGUGCUAAUUUGUUAGAGAUCCAUAUGCUGUUUGUACUGUACAAAGGCUUUAGCUAGUCUUUUCAACUUUGCCUGUUUCCUGAGUUCAUGGAACUGUAACAUUCUCUGAGACAAAGAAUGUCUCUUGCAGCAGUAGCAUCGGAAUAAGACGAGGGUUACAGGCAGGGAGUGGGUGUGGGGCGAAUCAUAAUAACUGAUGCUGCUUAGGAGUUUCAUCUUUGUGCCUUUUUUAUAAAUGUAUCCUAAAAAGAGAGGGACCAUAGUGGUUCUCCCCCCCCCCCCGCCCCAACCCCCAGACGCUUUUAGCUUUCCACACAGAAUAUGAAUUGGAUAAAUGGUAGUAAGAUAAAUAUAAUCGAGGCAUUAUUUUCAAAGCAAGGACAAAAAGCUAUUUUCAUUGGAAGUUUGGUAAGAAAAAAUGAGUCACCUUUAAAUAUAGUUCCCAAAAGGAAGAUAUGUCCCUUUUGCUAUUUUUGCAAAAUUAUUGUGUAGUGUAAGAUUGUCAUUUUAUGUUUGUUGGGCACAUGGUACCUGGCAUUAUAGUCUGUAGUAUAAAAUGAUUAUUUGGCUCAAUCCAUUAUUUUUACAUGACAAGUUUGUGCACAUUUGUGAAAGAAAUGAAAGAGGCAUAUUAGCCAAAAAUUCCAGCAAACAAACAUCACAACGCUGCAUACUGCAAGAUGUCUUUUGCAAGUUGCUAAAUAGAACUAAUUUGCUGCUGUGGUGAAUUUAAGCAGAUGGCAUUAGUCAUUUAAUUUUGUGAUGCAGUCUCCUUUUCAAUUUCUUAUUGAUGGAGUUCCCUUUUUUUGGGAGGGGGCAUCAUAUGUGAAAGAAAAUUCUUAGAUAUCCUGGUUUAGGUAAAAUAUAGUAAUUAAACUAUUUUUUAUAUUUUUAUGGAGAAAGUAGUGUGUAGAAUUACUUUUGAAUAAAAUGUGCUUCUAUUUAAAUGUUUGAAAAUAUGUAUGUUGUGUGUUUUAGUCUGUAAUCAUUACUGAGUUUUACAGAACAUCCUGAAGACUGUAAAUAAAAUUACCAGGAAAUUGUCAUCUUAGCGAAUGUACCAUUUAAUGGGAAAAGUCAAUAAAUUAUUAAACACUG